CUGUGGCGUAGAGCGGCGGUGGGCGGGUCUGACGUGAGGUGUAAGGAGCCAAUGGGAUUCGUCGGCCGGCUGCUGUCGCCUGGCGUGUUUUGGCGAUGGGGUUGCAGGCGGUGUGCAGGCUCAUGUCGAGGUUUAAUUCUGCCAGAAGGACUGAUAUCAUUCUGCAACACUUGCAGAGAAUGACCAAGCACACAGAUGCAGCAGCAGAAGUGCUACUGGAAAAAAGAGGUUGUGCUGGAGUGAUCACAUUGAACAGACCAAAAUUCCUGAAUGCUCUGAAUCUUAGCAUGAUCCGGCAGAUUUAUCCACAGCUAAAGAAAUGGGAACAAGAUCCUGAAACGUUCCUGAUCAUUAUAAAGGGAACCGGAGAAAAAGCUUUCUGUGCUGGAGGUGAUAUUAGAGCUGUCUCAGAAGCUGGAAAGGCAAAACAGCAAUUAGCUAAAGACUUCUUCAGAGAAGAGUAUAUACUGAACAAUGCGAUAGAUUCUUGCAAGAAACCAUAUGUUGCAUUUAUUCAUGGAAUUACAAUGGGUGGGGGCGUUGGUCUCUCAGUUCAUGGGCAAUUCCGAGUGGCUACUGAAAAGUCUCUUUUUGCCAUGCCAGAAACAGCAAUAGGAUUAUUCCCUGAUGUGGGUGGAGGUUAUUUCUUGCCACGACUUCAAGGAAAACUCGGUUACUUCCUUGCAUUAACGGGAUUCAGGCUAAAAGGAAGAGAUGUCUUAAAAGCAGGAAUCGCUACACACUUUGUAGAUUUUGAAAAGCUGGGUAAGUUAGAGGAAGAUUUGUUAGCCCUGAAAUCUCCUUCUAAAGAAAAUAUUGCGGGUGUCUUAGAAACAUACCAUUCGAAGUCCAAAAUUGAUCAAGACAAGCCUUUUAUACUUGAAGAACACAUGGACAAAAUAAACAGUUGUUUUUCGGCCAAUACUGUGGAACAAGUUAUUGAAAACUUACGAAAAGAUGGUUCGCCUUUUGCCUUAGAGCAGUUGAAGGUAAUUAAUAAAAUGUCUCCAACAUCACUAAAGAUCACACUGAGGCAACUCAUAGAGGGGUCUUCGAAGACCUUGCAAGAAGUAUUAACAAUGGAAUAUCGGCUGAGUCAAGCUUGUAUGGGAGGCCAUGACUUUCACGAAGGGGUUAGAGCAGUGUUAAUAGAUAAAGACCAAAGUCCAAAGUGGAAACCAGCUGAUCUAAAAGAAGUUACUGAUGAAGAUUUGAAACAUCUUUUUAAAUCUCUGGGAAGCAAUGAUUUAAAAUUUUAAGGUCACACCCAGUGAUGCACAGGGGUUCCUCCUGGCUCUGCACUCAGAAAUUAGCCCCUGACGGUGCUCAGGGGACCAUAUGGAAUGCUGGGAAUCGCACCCAGGUCGGCCGCGUGUAAGGCAAACACCCUACCCGCUGUACUAUCACUCCAGCCCGUCCUGGCAUUCUUGAGGAGAAAGAUACAGUGGCCGGGCACAGCUCAGCCUAGUGAAGGAAGAUGCCACCUUGCCCCUUCCUCCAGCUGCAAACACUGGAAAUCUGGUUUUAGAGUGCUGCUUCCGACGAAGCCUGACCUGAGUGCCAUUGCUUGGGCCCUCCUAUUCCUACACUUUUACAUAAUAAUUUGGCCACUGGUUUUUGGUUAGUUUUGGUGGGUUCCCCUGCCCCUCCAUGGUAAAAACAGCUUUAUUUGUGGCAGUUACAGUAUUUAUAAUAAAUGCUGAUCCCCCAAAACUCCACUAGUCCGCUGAACCAGCUGAUUGCUGGGAUAUCAACUGAAGCUAAUCCCACUUCUUGGGAUGGAAGCCAUGAACAGGUUGUUGUAUGGUACAAGCUGUUCCACCAACUGUAAGAAUCUCUCCAGAGGGGCGCAGCCUCCCCAGCUUGUAGAUGCACUGGCAGUUUGUUAACAUCCUCGGAGAGCCUUUGUGGCCCUGGAACUUCAUUGCCGGUGUGAAGCAGUACUUAUGUUCCUCUGGACAUUCUGACAAAGCGCCAGCAAAGUUCGCAGCAUCUUGGCUCAGUUCCUGCUCAAGAUUGUGACAGCCAAACAGAUCCGGCCACUCACUGCUCUGAUCUCCUCUGUGGUUUCAGUUAGAGCCAGUAUUUUUUUUUCUUUCUAGUAGCUAACAAUUCUUUCAGUCUUUUGUUUACACCUCAGCUUCCUUCCAAACAGCCUCUGUAUUCUGACAAUGUUCACCAAAGACAUUCAGAAGAAGCCAGUAUUUAAGGUAUUGAAAUAAAAGUGUCCUAUCAAAGAUGUCCCCAUACCACAGUCUAUAAUCAGCCCUUGUAUCUGCAGGGGAUAAGCUCCAGUCCCACCCCCGAGAUACCAGAACCCAAAGAUGCUCAAGUUCUUUUUGUAAAAUGUGCAAUACUUUAAAUCAUCUCUAGAUUACUUGCACCUAUUACUCUUUUAGUGCUUUGUAACUAGUUGUUACACUAUAUUGUUUAGGAAAAAAGACCAAAAAUGUCUGUAUAUGUCCAGAAAAAAAGCCUGACUACAUUCUUUCUUUCCCAUGCACACAUACCGUCUGACUCCACACCCCAGGGAAUGGUGAUUGGGAAGGAUAGAUACAGAGGAUUGUGUAUCUUGUUAACUGUCACAUGCAGUACAGGUUGUGUAUCCAGCUCUUUCUUCUUCCCAGCUUGGUUUAUCUGCUAAUUCACUGUUUAUGAGUCUUGUAGUUCUUGGUCCAUGGUUUGAUGUAUAACAUAGCUUUUAUUACCAAGAUAAAGCCCUAUAUGUUCUAUCAUACUCUACUAAAUGACCCAGGGACGCCAGGGUAGUGCUUGAUAACAAAACUACCAGCCAGUGUCAGAGAGGGAACAGAGAUUAGACUUCUAGCUAUAUAUGGGUCUGGCAGAAAUCCCUGUUAUAUUCCUGGGAAAUAGGGCCCCAGAGCAAAGGAGGAACCUGAGGUUAAAAUAAUUUAGACUUAACCAAAUGCCACCAAUCUACAAUUCUAUGUGUGCUAAAAAAAUAAAGCUGCUGACAUGCUACUUUAUAUGGCUUUUCAGUUCUUGCCAUGAUAUUUUUUAUAUAUAUACAUAUAUAAUUAAAUCUUUUAUUUUUCUUAUGGGGGGUGGGCCACACCCAGUAGUGCUCCUGAGUGACCCCUGGUGGUACUUUAAGGAACCAGAUGGGUGUUGACUGAAUGCAGUCAGCAGGUGCCCUAACUUAUACUUCUUCAGUCCUAAUUAAAUUCUUAAAACAGCAAAUUACUUGUUUAAAAAAAUGUCCUGAUGUCUGAUAUAAAAUUGAUAAAAUAUGACUAGGGCUUUGAGUUACUAGGUUAAGUUUUAUUUAAACCCCCCCUUU
Messenger RNA from Sorex araneus (European shrew), 3301 nucleotides. RefSeq names its product 3-hydroxyisobutyryl-CoA hydrolase (gene HIBCH). The transcript has 15 exons. Gene Ontology annotation, biological process: L-valine catabolic process. Gene Ontology annotation, cellular component: mitochondrion. The coding region runs from base 96 to 1259 and encodes 387 amino acids. NCBI's taxonomy places the organism in Eukaryota, Metazoa, Chordata, Mammalia, Eulipotyphla, Soricidae. Gene Ontology annotation, molecular function: 3-hydroxyisobutyryl-CoA hydrolase activity. The record is from RefSeq and is a predicted model, not a curated record.